CGAUGCAAGAAUUUCCGGGCACCUAGAGAGUAGAUUAACUUGUGUUUGGAUAACUUUUCUUUUUAAAAAAGAAAAAACAGUGCAGGUAAAAGAUUUUCCAUAAAUCCACUUCAGAAUUCAAUCACCAUAAGCAAGAAGGCAAGCAUCAUGGAAGACCCAAUUCUUUACUUUUUUCUUUCCCUUCUCAUCCUCCUAUUUGCUUUCAAAUUUUACCAAUCAAGAACAUGUCCAGGUAACCUCCCUCCAAGCCCACCUGCACUUCCAAUCAUCGGUCACCUCCACCUACUAAAACCACCCAUGCACCGCACUUUCCUCACUCUAGCUCAAAAAUACGGCCCAAUCUUCUCCCUCCGAUUUGGCUACCGCCUGGUAGUUGUUGUCUCAUCACCAACAGCCGUCGAAGAAUGCUUCACCAAGAAUGAUAUUAUCUUAGCUAACCGUCCGAAAUUACUAGUGGCCAAAUACGUAGCCUAUAACAACACCACCAUGACUCAGUCCUCCUAUGGUGAUCACUGGCGGAACCUCCGUCGAAUUGGGUCCAUUGAGAUAUUCUCAACAAAUCGUCUAAACACGUUUCUAGGCAUCCGAAGAGACGAAAUCAAGAGACUACUCUUGAAACUAUCCCGGGACUCGGUUCAAGAUUUUGUAAAGGUAGAGUUGAAAUCAAUGUUUAAAGAUCUAACGUUUAAUAUUAUAGUGAGAAUGAUUGCAGGGAAGAGGUUUCACGGGGAAGAUGUGAGUGACGACGAAGAGGCAAGACAGUUUAAGGAUUUAAUUGGCGAGAUAACGAAGUAUGCAGGAGCUUCAAAUCCAAGGGAUUUCUUGCCAAUCCUGAAUUGGAUUGAUGGUGGUAUGUUUGAGAAGAAGAUGAAAAAGCUUGCCGAAAGGACUGAUGGAUUCUUGCAAAAAUUGAUUGAUGAACAUAGAAGCAAGAAAGAAAAUUUAGAGAGUAUGAAUACUUUGAUUGAUCAUCUUCUUUCUUCGCAAGAAUCAGAACCUGAGUACUACACGAAUGAGAUUAUCAAAUCGAUUAUGAUUAACUUGCUAUUUGCGGGAACAGACACAUCAGCAGUAACACUAGAGUGGGCAAUGACCAACCUACUAAACCAUCCAAGCACAUUAAUGAAGGCAAAAGAUGAAAUAGACAGCCAAGUUGGCCGGGAUUCCUUACUAGAUGAACCUGAUCUUUCCAGGUUACCAUACCUUCGAAAUAUAGUCCUUGAAACCCUUCGAUUAUACCCAGUGGCUCCGCUCCUAAUUCCCCAUGUGUCAUCUGAAGAUUGCACCAUUGGAGGAUACAAGGUGCCGCGCGAUACAAUGGUAUUGGUAAAUGCGUGGGCUAUACAUAGAGAUCCUACCCUUUGGGAUGAGCCAUUAAGUUUCAAACCUGAAAGAUUUGAUAAUGGAGAAGAAAGUGAAAGCUUUAAGCUGCUGCCAUUCGGAUUGGGAAGAAGGUCUUGUCCAGGGGCUGGUUUAGCCCAUCGUGUGAUUAGUUUGACUUUGGGGUCAUUGAUCCAAUGCUUUGAGUGGAAAAGGGUUAGUGAGGACGAAGUUGAUGUGAAAGAAGGUAGAGGACUUACUCUGCCUAAGGCUGAGCCAUUAGAGGCCUUGUGCAGAUCACACCCUAUUAUGAACAAGAUCCUAUCUCAACCUGUUUAAUCACUGAACCAGCUAUGAGCAUUUGGUUGUAUUGUAUUGUAUUUAAACGAUAUUUUUAGAUGUUACAUGUAAUGUUUUUAAUUCUAAUUUAUAUAAAUAUAGCUAAUCUAUUAACUAAUAA
Ricinus communis (castor bean) is the source of this 1780-nucleotide messenger RNA. Its product is annotated as cytochrome P450 81Q32. The record is from RefSeq and is a predicted model, not a curated record. Gene Ontology annotation, molecular function: oxidoreductase activity, acting on paired donors, with incorporation or reduction of molecular oxygen; heme binding; monooxygenase activity. Bases 148 to 1659 code for a protein of 503 amino acids. NCBI's taxonomy places the organism in Eukaryota, Viridiplantae, Streptophyta, Magnoliopsida, Malpighiales, Euphorbiaceae. The transcript is spliced from 2 exons.